UCCUUCUUCAUGGAGGGAGAGAAUCUGACAUCCACCUGGGAAUUCCUCCUCCUUGGUCUUUCAGAGGAUUCUGAAAUAAAACCUGUCCUCUUUGGAGUGUUUCUGUCCAUCUACCUGAUCACGGUGCUUGGGAACCUGCUCAUUAUCCUGGCUGUCGUCUCCGACCCUCACCUCCACACACCCAUGUACUUCUUUCUCUGUAACCUGUCCUUGGCAGACAUUGGCUUUAGCAGUACUACCAUGCCCAAAAUGCUGCUCAACAUCCAGACACGCAACAAAUCCAUCACUUACACAGGCUGUCUGAUACAGGUGUCGUUUUUCUUCUUCUUCGGGUGUUUGGACAGUCUGCUCCUGAGUGUGAUGGCCUAUGACCGCUUGGUGGCCAUCUGCUACCCUCUGCACUACGCUGUCAUCAUGCACCCCCGCCUCUGUGUCUUCUUGUCUGUGGUGUCGCUCUCCAUCAGUGUUCUGGACUCUCAGUUACACUUCUUGGUUGUGUCUCACCUUACUUUCUGCAAAGUUGUGAAAAUCCGUCAUUUCUUUUGUGACCCUUCUCAGCUUCUUAAUCAUGCUUGUUCAAAAACUUCUAACAAUAAAAUAUUCAUUUAUAUUUUUGGUCUCAUUUUUGGUGGCAUUCCAGUCUCAGGAAUCCUUUAUUCUUACAGAAGAAUUCUUUCUGCCAUUCUGAGUAUUUCAUCAAAAGGAGGGAAAAGGAAAGCCUUCUCUACCUGCGGGACUCACCUGUGCGUUGUCUGCUUGUUUUAUGGGACAGCCUUUGGUGCCUACUUCAGUUCAGCUGCCUCAAACUCCCCUAGGAAAAGCGCAGUGGCCGCAGUCAUGUACACCAUAGUUACUCCAAUGCUGAACCCUUUCAUCUAUAGCCUGAGGAACAGGGACAUCAAGUGGGCCCUGUGGAAGAUUUCUAGCAGAAGACUCUAA
This is a messenger RNA of Psammomys obesus (fat sand rat), 939 nucleotides long. Its product is annotated as olfactory receptor 18-like. The transcript has a single exon. The coding region runs from base 10 to 939 and encodes 309 amino acids. Gene Ontology annotation, molecular function: G protein-coupled receptor activity; olfactory receptor activity. Gene Ontology annotation, cellular component: membrane. Lineage: Eukaryota; Metazoa; Chordata; Mammalia; Rodentia; Muridae. Gene Ontology annotation, biological process: G protein-coupled receptor signaling pathway. The record is from RefSeq and is a predicted model, not a curated record.